Messenger RNA from Nymphaea colorata (pocket water lily), 1741 nucleotides. Its product is annotated as protein PIN-LIKES 7-like. Gene Ontology annotation, biological process: endoplasmic reticulum to cytosol auxin transport. The transcript is spliced from 11 exons. The record is from RefSeq and is a predicted model, not a curated record. Lineage: Eukaryota; Viridiplantae; Streptophyta; Magnoliopsida; Nymphaeales; Nymphaeaceae. Bases 346 to 1638 code for a protein of 430 amino acids. Gene Ontology annotation, cellular component: membrane.
UUCCCAACUUCCUUCUUUUGUUUUCCCUAGAAAGGAAACAAUUCCCCGUCUUCUAAGAGAGAGAGAAUUGAAAAGUUUGGGAUUUGACAGAGCAGUAGGAAUUGCCAGCUGAUAUACGUUGAUUUAGCAACUCAUUGCCAUUGUUUCAGAGUUUCGAUGCUUUCUCUGUAGAGAGAGAGAGAGUUGAAUGGAGAGAGAAGAGUCGGUCUGCUGGUUGAGGCGUUGCCCUUUUCUCCUGUACUCGAUCUUCAUCAGAACCUGAUUCUGUUCCCGAUCCGGAGACAAAAUAUGCAAGUAAGCAGAUAUGUAUUACUGAAUUGAGAAGAUCACUAAACAAUUCAAAGUAUGGGGUUUUGGACUCUCUUUGCCGCUGCUAGUGCACCAAUCCAGCAGGUCAUUCUCAUAGGUGGAUUGGGGGCCUUCUUGGCUACCAAAUUCUGCAAUGUCCUCACAGUUGAUGCUAGAAGACAUCUGAACAAGGUGGUGUUUACUGUCUUCACCCCUUCACUCAUGUUUGCGAGCCUUGCCCAGUCUGUGACCUUUGAUGACAUCAUUUCAUGGUGGUUCAUGCCCAUUAAUAUUGGACUAACUUUCUUGAUUGGAGGACUCCUGGGUUGGGCUGCUGUGAAGUUGUUGAAGCCGCCGCGCCAAUUGGAGGGCUUGAUAGUUGCUUGCUGCUCUUCAGGAAAUUUGGGAAAUUUGUUUCUGAUCAUUCUGCCUACGACGUGCAACGAGGAUGGUACCCCUUUUGGUGACUCCAGCAGCUGCGUCGCAGCAGGAAUGGCCUACUCUUCCUUCUCCAUGGCGUUGGGUGCCUUCUACAUAUGGACGUUCACCUUCCAUCUCAUGAGCUCCAUGGCCGUGUUAUACCGGGAAGUAAGGCCACAAGAGGCCUUCAUCAAGAUGCCUAACGCCCAGCUAGAUUCUGAAGCAGAGGCUCACCUUCUAAUGGCUACCCAAGACCUCAAGCCAGAGCAGUCGUCGGAGAGCGUCGUCAUCUCCAUUUCACUCCCUCCCUCCAUGGCUGCGGAAGGCAGUGAACAAAGCAUUAAUGCAAUAAACUCAUUAACUGAGAAGCUGGGCAGAGAUGAUGAGUGCCAGUUUUGGGAAAACACGAUGGGAUUUCUGGAGACGACUUUAGAGAAGCUAAUGGUGCCCCCCACAGCCGCAGCUAUCAUUGGUUUGGUGGUUGGUGCGAUUCCCAGUUUGAAAUCCCUAAUAAUUGGCGAUUUUGCUCGCUUGCAUGUGGUUCAACAGUCCAUUUCUUUGUUGGGAAAUGGGACUAUACCCUCAAUUAUGCUUAUACUAGGAGGGAAUCUCACUGAAGGUGUCAAGUCCGGGAUGAUAAAAGUGCCGGUGGUACUCGCAAUACUUUCCGUUCGCUACGUGAUCCUUCCGGUGAUCGGAAUCGCCACAGUGAGGUUUGCAGCGGCACUGGGAUUCUUGUCACCAGAUCCUCUGUAUCACUACAUUCUCAUGUUGCAGUUCACUGUUCCUCCGGCCAUGAACCUCAGUACAAUGGCUCAACUGAUCAAUGUCGGUGAACAAGAGUGUUCGGUCAUGCUUUUAUGGGCCUACUUGGUUGCAGCACUAGCAUUAACCGUUUGGUCAACCAUCUAUAUGUGGAUAUUGACAUAGAUCCUCCUGUUAAUCCCUCUCCUUGUCUGAGCCAAUUUAUGUUCUUAUAUUUAUAUUUUUAAUUGUUACUCAUUCUUUAACUAUGUACAUGUAUUUGAGUCAA